AAUACCACACGGCGUUUCAUCUUAGCUUUAAAUGGGUCUAUGAAUGUAUUGUUUUGUUGACACUAGGUCUAAUACUCCAGUAACUCCAGUCUGAUGCACAAUGACAGAAGUUAAAGUCAAAAAAGAGUCAACGGACCCUGUAGAUAUCGAGAAUAGGAUAAAAGAGUUGUGUCAGCAGUUUCCACAUGGGAUCACAGACCAGGUCAUCCAGAAUGACAUGCCUCACGUUGAGGCGCAGCAGCGAGCCACGGCCAUCAAUAGACUGCUGUCUGUGGGUCAAUUAGACUUGCUCAGAAACAGCAGCGGGCUUUUAUAUAGGCUUAAAGAUACCCAGUCUGCAAGCAAGGUAAAAGGCUCUGAUAACCAAGAGAAACUAGUGUACCAGAUCAUAGAAGAUGCUGGAAAUAAAGGAAUUUGGAGCAGAGACAUCAGAUAUAAGAGUAACCUUCCACUCACUGAAAUCAAUAAAAUCCUCAAGAAUCUUGAGAGUAAGAAACUCAUUAAAGCAGUGAAGUCUGUUGCGGCGUCUAAGAAGAAGGUGUACAUGCUGUAUAACUUGCAGCCGGACCGAUCUGUGACAGGAGGAGCCUGGUACAGUGAUCAGGAUUUUGAAUCAGAAUUUGUUGAAGUUCUCAACCAACAGUGCUUCAAGUUUCUGCAAAGUAAGGCUGAAACAGCGAGAGAUAGUAAGCAGAGCCCUAUGGUGCAGAGAAACAGCUCAUUUGCCACCUCUCAUGAAGUGUGGAAAUACAUCUGUGAGCUCGGCAUCAGCAAAGUGGAUCUGUCCAUGGAGGACAUCGAGACCAUCUUGAACACACUGAUCUUUGAUGGAAAAGUGGAAAUGACCAUAAUUGCCGCUAAAGAGGGAACAGUAGGGAGUGUGGAUGGACAGAUGAAGCUCUACAGGGGAGUCAAUCCCAUAAUUCAACCCACUGGCCUGGUUAAAACACCAUGUGGACUGUGCCCGGUCUUUGAUGACUGUCAUGAAGGAGGCGAGAUCUCUCCAUCCAACUGUGUUUAUAUGGCCGAGUGGCUGGACUUUUGAUCCACCAACCACAUGUCUCUGUUUUUCUCUGUGGAGAAAGUAUUUUUCAUGCAGCGAUUUGAUGCAACUGAAGAUAUAUCUUAUUUAUUUUGAACAUUAAUAACAGAAGCAGAAUUACUGCAGGUAACUAAGCAGCAGCUUCCAUCUGGUCUUCAGUCAGUUUUGAGUCAUAAAAAGGCUUAUUUGUAAUUAUUUCUUCGGUUCACUCACUAAUAUGUCUUUAUCAAUCAAUAAAGGUUUUCAUAUUUGUUGA
Messenger RNA from Danio rerio (zebrafish), 1298 nucleotides. RefSeq names its product polymerase (RNA) III (DNA directed) polypeptide F (gene polr3f). Lineage: Eukaryota; Metazoa; Chordata; Actinopteri; Cypriniformes; Danionidae. The record is from RefSeq and is marked provisional. Gene Ontology annotation, biological process: transcription initiation at RNA polymerase III promoter; animal gross anatomical part developmental process; termination of RNA polymerase III transcription. Gene Ontology annotation, cellular component: nucleoplasm; nucleus; cytoplasm.